AGCAUCAGCAGCCUUCUUUAUCAUCAGUAGUGAACACUGAGUACAGCAUCUCAGCUAAAUGUGCUCUCAGGACCUUUGGUAGGUUUCUCAGAGCCUUAUUUAACCCUGAAACCCAAUACCUCCCAUUCUCAAAAUUCCCUGAACAUCCUAACUAGUAUUUAAGAAGCAGUCAGUCUCUGUUUAAACUGCAAGAAAACUAGCAACAAGCUGUUUUUUUGUUUUUGUUUGUUUGUUGUUUUUUGUUAUCAUUAUAAGAGCAUCAGACUGUGUGUACAGCUAUAGAACCCAAGACAAGCCAUGGUCCAGCCUUUUGAGGGUUAAGCUGGUAUCUUGCAGCAUCUUUGGAAGAUUGCUAGUGAUCAGGGGAGUGUGCAUUACAGCUACAUUGUAGCAACUUUAGUUCUGGUGCUUUGAUUUGUGGUCCUGUCUUGUGACAUCUAACCUGCUGCUUCUGCACACCUCAAGUUGUCUGUCUCCUUGUCCUCCAAUUGAAUCCAAGGAAGGGACAUGCAGCCUGUUCAAUGCCAAUACACAGUGCAGCUCCUUGGUGCAUGCUGAAUCCUGUCCAGUGUGCUGAUUGUGAUGAGAUAGAUACAUCCAGAGCUCAGCCUUGGUCUGGGCGCAUCCACACCUUCUUCUGCUCUUGGCAUCCCAUCCCUUGUUCUGGGGAAGGGGCUGGAUGCUCUUGGACAGCAUGGGUCAGUCUAGCUGAGGAAUUACAACAUCCAAAUCCAAUUCUAGACCCUCUAGAAUACUGCUCAGACUGGUUGCAGACACGCCCUGGACACACCAGAAGUGGACUGUUACUUACUGCUGGUCAACUUUCAACCACCUGCAGUGAACCAGGAUGUUGGUCGGAACGUUGGCACUCUGCGUGCUCUGUUUAUCUCAAGCUGUUUCUGGACUUUACUUUCUGAGAAAGGACUAUCAUGAAAACCUAAACAUAGAUCAGCCUGCAGGGACACGUCUGUUGCAGGUCCAUGUCAUGAAAGACACACCAGAGGAGGUUCCUCACUUCCAGCUCUGUCAAAUUCUGAUGAGUUCUAACCCUUACUUCCAUUUCUUCCACGUUGAAGAACAAACGGGGAUUCUGUAUCUGAACCGUAGUCUAGAAAGGAUAGAUUUCAACCAUUUCAGGAGCAUAUCAUCUUCUCAGAGGAUUAAUCUCAAGGUGUCCAUCUUGCCACGGCCAUUUGAAGAUGAAGAUGACUGUGACAGAGCUCCUUCCAUCAUGGUCCGUCUUAUCCUCAAUAACCUCACAUCUCCAAGCUGCUCCUCGUUACAGCCCAGGCAUUUUUGUUUCAGUGACACAGAACUCUCCUUUCACAUCAAGGAAAACAAACCUCCUGGGGACUUCUACAAAUUUUUCCCUGAUCCUGCUGUGCAGCGCUGUCCAAACAUUACUGUAAAUUACAUGCUAAUAUCUGAGAAUGGUUUCCCAUUCCGGUACAACUCAGAUACUUCUGAAGUUAGCCUCUUACAGUCUCUGGAUCGAGAACAAAGAGAGAACUAUGAUCUUGUGGCAAAGUGCAUAUUUAGGGAUUUAAACGCUAAGGUGGAAGUAGACGUAGAACAAUCGUUCCAGAUCAUGGUGGAUGAUGAAGAUGAUUCUGCUCCAUUUGUUCUCAAUGGGACCGACAUCAUAAAUGUUGUUGUGGAAUAUGAGAGAAUAAAGGGUACAGUUCUCGGAGUGCUAGCAGUAUGUGACGCUGAUUCCACUACCAACUUCCCUUUUAAAAAUAGUCCAGAAAAAUACACGGGGAGAAUUAUCAGCAAUGACCCAUUUAUUCUGGAAAACUUUGGUUUAAAAUAUAGCUUUCAAGAGAUGAAAUUCAAGCCCAAAGGAAACUUAAUCCGUGGGACACUGCAUGAAUACAGGUUAAUACUCAAUAAUAAUGUGACCAUUAGCAAGACUGGAUUCUAUCAUGUUAUCGUUAAGGUGAAUGAUACAGAAUUUAAUGGUCCAAAUGCAGAGGUGAUGUUGCACUUCAAUGUUACAAUCCUUCCGGUUGAAAUAAAAUUCCCAAAUAUUACAUAUCGCUUUACGCUCAACCGACACGCCUACCAAUAUGCCCAGAUCGGAAAAGUCUAUGUUGAAAACUACUUGUUAUUCAAAGGAGUAAAUGUAACUUACAAGCUACAGAUUGCAAAUAGCACCCGUGCUGUUGCCCUUGUCCAGGGGCCAGAAGAAUCGUUUGCUACUCUCUUUGUCAACCAUUCAUCUGCCUUAGUGAACCAUGAAAGUAAAGAGAUACAAGGCACUGUAGUUGCUUCAAACCCAAACCUCAAAAAGUCAGUGAAGACUCCAAUUACCAUAUUACUAGAGGGGAAACCUGGAAGAGAUGAAGAGCAAUGCGAUGUAUCCUGUUCAGAAAACAAACUGCGUUCUGAAUGUGAGGAAUGUGGUGGGACAGGAUCUUUGACUGGACGGUGCCAGUGGAGACAAGGUCAUGGAGAAGGAAUCACCACAAACUAUUCUACGUGCACACCAGACAUUAAGACAUGUCCUGAUGGGGUCUGUGAUGCUGUGGAGCGUAAAAGUGGGAAAAUCUGUCCACAAGACUGCAUAAAGGAUAAUAUUAUUGGCGGACAUGAAAAAGGAACUCCCUUGGGAAUUAAGGCAGGUUAUGGCACCUGUUACUGUUUCCAAUCUGAGAAAUGUUUCUGUGAGAAGAAUAUUGUUGAGGCUCCACUGUGUGAUGACACCUGCAAGACUGUAAUUGCAUGUGGAGUCUUCCUCUCAUUCAUAAUCUCUGUGCUGCUAUCGUCAUUUUUCAUUCACCGUUAUCAUAAAAACUCUCCCAAGCCUCCUAUUGCUUCUGCUGAGAUGACUUUUCGCAGACCUGCUCAAUCUUACCCAGUCAGCUACUCUUCUACCAAUGCUCGGCGGCCUUCACUGGAUUCUAUGGAAAAUCAAGUUUCAGUGGAUUCGUUUAAAAUACCUGAGGAUCCAAAAUGGGAAUUUCCAAGGAAAAACCUGGUUUUGGGAAAAACACUUGGUGAAGGGGAGUUUGGGAAAGUGGUUAAGGCAACAGCAUUUAGACUGAAAGGAAAGGCUGGUUACACCACCGUGGCUGUAAAGAUGCUGAAAGAAAGUGCUUCCCAGAGUGAACUUCGGGAUCUUCUCUCCGAAUUUAACCUUCUGAAACAGGUUAACCAUCCGCAUGUAAUCAAACUUUAUGGGGCCUGUACACAGGAUGGACCCUUGCACCUUAUUGUGGAAUAUGCAAAAUAUGGCUCCUUGAGGAGUUUCUUGAGAGAAAGUCGCAAGGUGGGACCAAGCUCUAUAGGAGGUGACACCAACCGUAAUUCCAGCUACCUGGACAAUCCUGAUGAAAGAGCACUUACUAUGGGUGACCUCAUAUCAUUUGCAUGGCAGAUAUCCAGAGGCAUGCAAUAUUUAGCAGAAAUGAAGCUUGUCCAUCGAGACUUGGCGGCCAGAAAUGUACUUGUAGCUGAAGGGCGUAAAAUGAAAAUAUCAGACUUUGGUCUUUCCAGAGAUGUGUACGAAGAGGACUCUUACGUAAAGAGAAGCAAGGGAAGAAUACCAGUUAAGUGGAUGGCUAUAGAAUCUCUGUUUGACCACAUCUAUACAACACAAAGUGAUGUGUGGUCCUUUGGGGUGCUUUUGUGGGAGAUUGUGACUUUGGGAGGAAAUCCAUACCCAGGAAUUGCUCCAGAGCGGCUCUUCAACCUUCUUAAAACUGGCUACAGGAUGGAGAAGCCCGAGAACUGCAGUGAUGAAAUGUACAACCUGAUGUUGAAAUGCUGGAAACAGGAACCGGACAAGCGAUCAACAUUUGGGGAGAUCAGCAAAGAACUAGAGAAGAUGAUGGUGAAAAGCAGAGAUUAUUUGGACUUGGCUGCUUCUACACCUGCAGACUCCAUGCUCUACGAUGAUGGUCUUUCUGAAGAAGAGACCCCUCUGGUGGACUGUAAUAAUGCCCCACUUCCUCGAACGCUCCCCUCCACCUGGAUUGAAAACAAACUUUAUGGCAUGUCCUAUCCGAACUGGCCUGAAGAAAGCCCCGUUCCAAUCCCAAGAUUCGAUGCCAAUAAGUCUGUUUUUUCAAGAUAUGCCAAUGACUGUGUUUAUGCUAAUUGGAUGAUUCCACCCUCAACGGCAAAAUUUAUGGACAAGUUUGAUAGCUAAUUUCCUUUUUUUCCCUCUGGAAGGUAACAAAUUGUAAAUGAGGGGAGAAAUGAAAAAAACAAAACAAAACAAAACAAAACAAAAACCUCAAAGAAUAAAUGGAAAGUCCAUUGGCUGGUUCUUUGUUCCAGUGAAAAGUGGUUACACCAAAUUUGCUUUUGUGUGUCAAAUGAGCCAAUGUUUCCUGGUCUACCUCUCAAACUGCUGGAGGGGACUGCACAUAGCUUUAGACUUACCCAAGUCUCGAUCCCCUACAGCAGCAGAAAGGGGAUAUAUAAUGUUUCCAACAUAUCAAGUCUGUAAACCACAACUCAGUAGAAGUUUCUGUAUAUGCUGCUCUUGCACAAAUAUUCUGUAUUCAGUACACUAAUGUAUAUGUUGCUGUGAAAAAAAAAAUCUACAUAUAUUUUCUUUUAAUCAGGUGUUCAUAAUUUUAAAGAUUUUCUCUUUAUUGCUAGACUGUUUUAUCUUCAUAGGGAACAUGAUGGUCAAGGUCAAAAUGGGGGGAUGUUAACAUAAUUUACAAGUUAGACUUAAUGAAAAGCUCUGUGUAUAUGUAUGUACAUAUAUCAUCUGUUGUAUAUUGGAUUUGUAUUCUUGCGUACAGUAUUACAUGAAACAUACACACCACAUCGAGUUUAUGGAUCAGUGGGAUUUUAAAUUGAUUUGUGCUUUUCAAUCUUUUGAAAGUUUUUUUGUUGGUUCUUGAAGGCCAAGCUUAGAAUGUAUGGAGAAUGAAUGGGCUGUUGGCCCUUAAUAUCCAAAGUUGGAAGUAUAAAAAUAUAUGGGUACAUAACUGUAGGAAUGAACACUGUAGGCAUAGGGUUUUUCACUCAUUGCAGACCUUGCAUUAAAAAAAAAAAAAUCCAUGGUUUAAUACCAAGAUCUCAUCAUAGUCACAUACAUUUCUAUCCACUUUGCUGCUAGUUGGACCUUCAACAUAUUGCAGAGCAGAAGUUAGUAGAUCCUCUGGCAGUAAAGAUUCUAAGUAGUGCUAUAAUUUUAUGGAAGGUGUUUAAAGUCUACACUUCUUUUAGUAGCUAGCAAAAAAAGCCAAAUAGAAGUUCUUUGCAGAAUUUCAGUUUUCUGUUUUAUAUUAGUUUUAUAUGUAUUUUUUUAAGUAGAGAAUGUGUAUAUUUUGGAUAAUUUUGUUUCUAUUACACAAAUGUCUAGGUUGGUGGCUCUUAGGAUGAGCUAUUGGGGAAAAAAAAUACCUGGUCUCCAUGUUCUAAAUACUUACAACUCCAAACUCUUUAAGAUUUAUUUAUUUAAAUCUUAAAUGUUGAUAGAAUUUAGCACAUUUUUUACAUUCGUUAACAUAUUCUACAGUAUCUGCACCAUGUGUGAUUUCUCUAUUUCUCUUCUACAGUUUUGUUUUUGUUUGUUUUGGUUCAUUGUCUAUUAAAAGGCUCUCAGUGAGAUCUGUUGCCAUCUUGAACUAGAGGUCAAUUCUUUCCCAGUGGUAUAAAUAUAAAUAAUUAGAAUUAACAGCCCGCCCAAUCUACAUGAAUCAUACCAACAAAGAGAUGUAUUACAAUACAAUAAUAUUGCCUAUAGAAACGCAUACCAAAGAAUAUCGCCACUUGUAUUUUAAUCUUUUUAUCAUCUUACCAUUGGGGGGCGGGGGGGUUUUGGACUCUGAUCGAAAUGAUUUUUUGUGUUUUUGAGGUUGAUCUCAAUUCACAUUUUAAUGCAAGCAUCUGUCUUGCACAAGUCUCUGGACAUUCUACAUGCACAAAUCUCUUGGGUUUUAUCAUGACUUCAUGCACCAUUUUUGUUUGAUGAAAACUUUCAAUUGGAAGGGAAUCCAACAUUUUUGGAACAAUCCUGAAUACGUAUGUACUUAUUUUCGAUUAUGCCACCCAACAGUUGGAAAGACAAAAAAACUAAACGUAUUGUACAUCGAAAAAAUAAAAGAUAUACCAUAUAUAACAAAUGAGGGCAGGCUUCAGAGUAACAAUGCAGCGUAGGUGAGAUUCACAAGGAAGACUGAACUGGAUCAAUAUAUCUUCUCUCACCAAUAAGUGACAAUCCUAUAUUGGUAACAGAAAUGUAUACACUAUGUCUACUCGUCCUUUUUCAUGGAAAAAAAUGGACUUACCUCACACUGGAGCAUCACUGCUAAGAGAUUGAACUGGCCAACACCCAGUAGAUCUGCACUAGUUGUCAUAGAGGCAAAGCAUUUAAAGGACAAUAUAUGUAUUAUUGCUUUUAAUAGUGCUGCACAAAAUUAGAUAUUCUGCAUACUAUCCCUAAGCAGAGGAUUACGACAGGAAGUUGAAAGAAGCUACAUUGCUUAGGACUGUUACUGUGCAAAUGUCACUGGUCUGUGACAAUACAGUCAAUGCAUUACCUAACCGGUACCAAAUUAUUUUCCUUCAUGAUUAUCGAUAGAGAAGAAGACACGUGUAAUGCUUUGGAGUCUUCAGGGUUAAGUACAGAUAUUCCAGUAGUUUUCUCUAAACCAUCUCUGAUCUGUAACAUGAACAGUGAAACGAGGAAAAGAUUCUAUCUAAUUACGAUCAUUAUCAUUCCUUUUAAAAACGCUGUAGGAUGUAUAGCAUUCUAUAGUAAUAUUUAUUAGUGGAGAUUUUUAUUUGAAUGUGGUUUUAUCUUGUAUUUCAGAUUUGCUGCUAAAUUA
This is a messenger RNA of Pelobates fuscus (common spadefoot toad), 6794 nucleotides long. RefSeq names its product ret proto-oncogene (gene RET). Bases 848 to 4153 code for a protein of 1101 amino acids. The record is from RefSeq and is a predicted model, not a curated record. Gene Ontology annotation, biological process: positive regulation of kinase activity; homophilic cell-cell adhesion; cell surface receptor protein tyrosine kinase signaling pathway. Lineage: Eukaryota; Metazoa; Chordata; Amphibia; Anura; Pelobatidae. Gene Ontology annotation, cellular component: plasma membrane; axon; signaling receptor complex. The transcript has 20 exons. Gene Ontology annotation, molecular function: ATP binding; calcium ion binding; transmembrane receptor protein tyrosine kinase activity.